This is a messenger RNA of Rubroshorea leprosula, 1795 nucleotides long. Lineage: Eukaryota; Viridiplantae; Streptophyta; Magnoliopsida; Malvales; Dipterocarpaceae. The record is from the annotation of a GenBank genome assembly.
GGUCCGAAAAAAGGGUAGUUUGUAGAGAACUCUUCUUCUCCAUCCCUUUGCCUAUUUCCCAUUUCAAUUUCUCAUUUUCCUCCCUUCUUUCGCCAUUUUCUACACCAGUUUCUUUUUGCAUCAUCUACUUGCUGUCUACAAAGCACUUUCAAUUAGGAUCUUGCAAUCUAAGGUCAUUCUCACCAUCAUUCAUCUCCGAUCUAUGCCCUAAUUGCCAGUAAAAUUCCAUUGGUGCUUGAUGAUGGGGGUAAUAUCCUGCAAGAUAUUAGGCGGGAAAUUGUUGUGCAAUUAAAGGAUAAUCUUCCAGAUGCUUAUGCUGCAUGGGGAUUCAUUCUUGAACAGCAUCGAGAUUAUUAUUGGAAUGAGCUUUGUGUAUGGCCCAUCCUCUAUUUAUUUAAUUUUAAAAUAUAUUUGUAAUUAUUUCUAACACAUUUUCAUGCUUUUUUUAUUUCCCCAGCAAAAAUUUAAAUAGGAGCUAGAGAUUCAUGAUAGGGUAAAAUCAUUGUGGUGUCAAACAUGAAGUAUCAAAUUUAAGCAUGCGUUAAAUGAGCUGAAAACAGAGUGUGCAGCAAAUAAUUUUCAAGUGAAGCCCACAAACAUGAAUCCUGAGCUCUUUUAGAAGCUUGUUCAUAUAUGGACCAAGCAAAGUGUAGCUCCAAUGGGUCGUCCACCCUCACUUCCAAAGGUGUAUACAAGUAGAAGGUAGCAUUGACCAAAAGCAAAAGACCAGCUGCCCACAUACUGCAAUGAUGAGGCUAGGGAAUUAGCAAAAAAUUAGCAUCUAAGUAUGCAACUAGGAAAGGGGAAGAAGGAUUGACCCAACACAAAUCCAUGGUAACCUAUUGUACCUAUGAUUUUGAUGAUUACAAAACACAUUUAAGUGACUAAUUGGUUCAUUUAAGUGUGUAGUUAAAAUGUCAAAAGAUUGCAAAAUAAGUAAACUUGGACUGCACUUAAAAAUGGACCAGAAAGGCUUGAAUUGUGCAGAGAGCCGGCUCUUGAAAGUUGCAGCGAGCUUUGGUGAAAUGGAAGUGCAGAGAGCCGGCUCUGGAAGCUACAGCCAGCUCUAUGGGCAAAAAUUUGAAGAUCUUUGUUUAGCGCGCGUGGAGAAAAGACGCAAAACCGGCUCCAACUUUGCGGCUGGCUCCGGCUCUAGGAUUUUCAACCGGUUAUGGAAGAAAACAGAAUGUGUAGCAAACCUGCAAAGCAGGCUUUGCGUUUUGCAGCUGGCUCUGCGGAGAAAACAGAAUGUCCAGAAUCUCGCAAAGCCGGAUGCGGAAAUGGUGAGCCGAUUAUGCAAAGCCGGUUCUAGGAAGCUAAGCCGGCUGUCCUGACAAUCUUGCAACUCGAGCUUUGCGUCCUGCAAAGCAUUAAAUGACCCCCAAUGGCUAUUUUCGACCAUGGGGUUAUAAAUAUGGUUGGUAGAAGAUCUGAAGGAGGUUUAGAGAGAAUUGCAUUGAAUAUCUUUACCUACCUACAUGAGCUUUAACUUGAGUUUUUGAUCUUUGAGAGAUCUUUACUUAUAAUCCUCUUCUUGUUCUAUUUGUGAGUGAUCUUGGGGGUGUGAUUAAUCCUUCAAGAGUUAUCUAUAGAGAGGAUUCUUGGGGUUUAAGUGUAAAGGGGUGAGAUUUGAGAUAAACACCCUUCUUCUUGUAAAAGGAUUGAGUGGCUCCUUUUAAGCCACCCUUGUUGUUGUUAGUGAAGAGUGUGGAGGAAAUCCUUGGUGAGUGAAGCCAAGGUAGAGGACUAGGCUCAAAGUGGUUGGACCGAACCUCUAUAAAAUCAUUGAGUAAGC